Molecule: messenger RNA, 2635 nt
Organism: Magnolia sinica
Lineage: Eukaryota; Viridiplantae; Streptophyta; Magnoliopsida; Magnoliales; Magnoliaceae
Product: ankyrin repeat-containing protein ITN1-like
Exons: 8
Coding region: 214-2478 (754 amino acids)
Molecular function (GO): protein binding
Source: RefSeq, a predicted model, not a curated record
CUAUAAGACCUAUAUAUCAUGGUGGGCUCCACGGAGCUUUUUCCAGCGACGAACAGUACGGAGCUGGAGCUGGGGGGUCACCGCAGAAUCCGAGUCCGGAUAUAGAAUCACCUCAGCCUUUCCUCUGUAUAAAAUGGUACAGGCUCCAAGCAUUCACUCGAAAUUCAAGUCCGAUCAGUAUCACGAGAAAAAAAUUUAAAAAUAAAUAAAUAAAUGGGAUCUGACGGUGGUGAACCAGACACUCAAAUCCAAUCUGCAACCCAAGGAAACAUAGGAUCCCAAGGUGGUCCACGAGACACUGAAAUUCGUAUUGAAUUUCCGCCUGGCAAUGAAGAGCUGCAUGAUAUCAAGGAGGAGAUGCUCGACUUCGCCACGAGUAACGAGUGGGUGGAACUGCUGGAACUGUGCAAGGAGAACCCGGACGUACGAGAAGCUCAGAUCACCCCCUCGGGUGACACAGCAUUGCACCUCGCUAUCUUUGCCAACAGAAUUGAUUUUGUGGAGGGUUUCUUAAAACUUGAUACUGAAAUCAAGUUGGGGAAUAUGGUAGAUGGGUGGAACAACACACCGCUCCAUGUAGCGGCGGCCCAAGGAAGGGUCAAGAUGUGCCGGUUGAUGGCCAGCAUCGAUCCAAUGCUGAUCAAAGCGCCGAACAAGGGCGGUGAGACACCUCUCUUCUCGGCCGUUCUCCAUGGAAAGACUAGUGCCUUUGUAGAGCUUCAUAGGAAGCUAUCUGAAAGUGGUGGCCAUGAUUCCAGGGACAUCAGAUAUUGUAUGAAUAGAGAUAAGACCACCAUUCUUCAUAGCGCUAUCAUUGGGGAAUUCUAUGAUUUGGCACACAUGAUAUUUCAAGGGUACCCAUACCUUGUUAGGUGUUAUAAUGAUGAAGGGGAAUCAUGUCUCCAUCUUCUAGCCAACCAGCCUUCUUCCUUCAUAAGCGGAUAUAACUUGGGACCAAUAGAAUAUCUCAUUUAUCAUUGCUUGGGAGCAAUAGAAUAUCUCGUUCAUCAUGGUGGGAGCUGCAUUCCAGACUUACACAACUUCAAUAUAAUAGAUGAAGAAAAAUCAGAAGGUAAAGGAGGAAUGCAAAGUGAGAGGAAUGACUCCUUAAUUUGGAGACUACUGGAGAUCUUACUAGUUAUUUCCACAUUACGGUGGUGGUGCCAAAAAGUAUGUAAAACCAUGGAGAUGAAACGAAAGCAUGAACGGGCACAUGUGGUCAUGGAAGAACUUGUGAAAGAAUGUAAGCGUAAGUACAAACAUAUACUGACGCGCUCUUUCUCUGAAAACGACAAAUCAUCGGAAUCAACCAAACCAAAAGAGGAACAUGUUACCACAAGUGAUAAAUCUCCUCCCGCAGAAAAUGAGAAACAAAUUGGUAACACGGGUGUGUUGGCGUUAAUGGAGAAAAUUCUCAACACUGCUCCAGAAACAACGAAAGUGCUGGAAGGUAGUAGAAAAAAUGUUGUGUCUGUGAAAAUGCAUAGUACUCAGCCAAAUGACUACAAGCUUACAAUGGCCAUGGAGGAAGAGAGUAAAGAAGGAGAAGAUAAACACGAGACUCCAAUCUUAGUCGCUGCAAGGAUGGGAGUGAAAGAGAUGGUGCAAACUAUUCUGAAAUUGUAUCCUAUGGCCAUUCAACUCAUCAAUCCAAAGGGCAAGAAUGUUGUCUUACUGGCAGUCGAGAAUAGGCAACCGAACGUGUACAAGUUCUUACUAGAUAAAUACUACAACGAAAGGGUGUUUAAUAUGAUAGACUAUGAUGGUAACACUGCCUUACACCUUGCGGCAAGAUAUGGGAAAAAUCGGCCAUGGCUUAUUCAUGGUGCAGCACUACAAUUGCAAUGGGAGAUCAAGUGGUACAAGUCUGUCGGAGACAAAGUGAACCACCAUUUUUAUACGCGGAAAAAUAAGGAGGACCAGAUACCGAAGGAAGUCUUCACGGAGACGCAUGAAGAUUUGGUCAAGGAAGGCAGCACAUGGCUAAUUAAUACAUCUCAGUCAUGCUCCAUCAUUGCCGCGCUCAUCGCUACAGUGGCUUUUGCCACAUCUGCCACCGUGCCAGGUGGCUUGAGGCAAGAUAAAGGCGAACCCGUGUUGGAAGGGCAGCCUAUAUUUGAUGUCUUUGCCAUCACUUCUUUGGUUGCGCUGUGCUUCUCCAUUACCUCCCUGACUAUCUUCCUGACAAUUCUCACUUCGCGAUACCGAGAGUCGGAUUUCGAGAGUGUCUUGCCCUGGAGAUUGAUUUUUGGCCUCACCACUCUCUUCCUCUCACUUGCUACCAUGUUGGUUUCCUUCUGCGCUGGUCAUUUCUUUGUGCUCAAGAAGGAGCUGAAGCUUGCUGCCCUUCCAGUCUAUGUGGUUGCCUGCUUUCCCAUUACAAUAUUCGCUUUUAUACAAUUUCCGCUCUAUUUCGAUCUCUGUAAGUCUACCUUUACACAUACACCUAAACGCACAUACGAGUUGACUUCUCUCUAGUCUCUCUCUCAUGAUCAUUUCCUUCUCUUGAGCUUGGAAGGAUAGACUGUGUUCUACUCAUAUAUACUUUGAUUGAUUGGGCUAUGUACGUAUUGAAAUAUGACCUUUGGUUUUAAAGUUUAUAAGAUAUGAAAUAUAUGCUUCUACCUAAGUGUUA